CCCACCUCCUCUUUGCAUGCCGGUUCCCCAUCCUUCAACAGCCAUCCUCCCAGCCCCCUCUUGCCCAUUACGCUCCCGCACACUUCCACGCGCUCUCGCUCCCAGCCCCUAGGAGCGCGUAUCUCCUUUGGUUAAUGGCUGUGGGUAUCUGUGGCGCUGGUGAGCGCCUGCCUGCCUUGCCCCGAUGGUUGAUAAGCUGCCUCGCCUCACUGGGCAUGCCCACUCCGUUUCUAUAUAAAACCCGUCAGAGUUAAUCCGUGGACAUUCCCCGGCUCCUUCCACCCCGCCCUUGUCAUCGGAUUGUAGCGGAUUGCGCUGCUCGCUUGGCCUUACCAUCGCCAUCUGUCCUAGAGCUGUUGCUGCCGUGCUGCAACAAGCAUCUUCAACCUGAAUUAUGUUGUCUUUGGACCAGAUCCACACAGAGCUUCCUACAACACCCAAGGAACUGGACUGGGCAGAACAGGGGUUUCUACCUCCAUUGAGCCCCCUGCGCUGUGCCUGGCGCCGGGAUGUGCCCCUGGACUGCAAGAUCAGUCCUGAGGAUGCACAGGCACGAGCCUGGACUGCUUACUACUAUGAUCUGUUGCAGUGCACCUUGCAGCAGGAGGGGCUACCAGAGACAAUUGACCACACCAAGGAGCCUCGAACAGGGUUUGGGCCAUCAGACAUAACCAUCUGCGUCUUGGGCUCCCCCACUUCAUACCUGUCUGUGCUUCUGGAAGGUGGCAACCAGUGUCCUGGUAACAUGCUGCUGUGCCUGUCUCCAGCCUGGCUCUCCAAGUCGCCAUCAGAAUCCCACCCGGGAGAGUCAUCCUUGCUGGUCUUCAAGGCUGUGACUUUUGAAGUUGGUGGCCGCACAACCCUGGAAGAAUUUGCACCCCCACGCCGCGUCACCUACUUCACAGGUUGCUUUGGGCCCUGUAAGGUGCAGGGCCAGUCGGCGGCCGAACUAGCCCGAGACCUUGACUGCCCCACGGGGGGCUCAGGAGAGCUGGCUCGCCUGCUGGAGGACAAGCUGCUGACGCGGCAGCUCAUGGACCAGCAGGCACAGGUGGCUGUGCCCCCCACCCUGGCCUUCACCUUCAAGCGCCCGCUGCCUCUGCGAAGUGUGACAGAGGAGCAGCGGGUCCGCAUGGUAGAGCUGAGUGGCCGCGAGGGGCAAGACAACCUGCUUCAGGAGGAAAUCACUGCCUUCUUGCAGAGUGGCACCAUGGAGACCUACAGCCAGGUGGUAGUGAAACCAUCAGGCUGGCGUUGGAACGGAGCCCAAGCUGUGUCAUUCCAUGCUAAGUCAGAACAGGGAUGUGUCCUUCAAGCUGUCCUUACACUGCUGGAGACCCUGGAAGAGGAGGAGAGCAUUUUGCUGGAGGCCUUCAUUCCCACUGCUCGUGUUAUCCGACCUGGGCCUUCUGACACCAAUGGCUCUCCAUGCAAUUCAUCACAGCCCAAUCUAGCAGUCCGAAUAUGUGCCGUUGUCUGCAGAUCGCGAAAGGACCAGCCUUUACUGAGCAAGGUAGUGUGUGGUGUGGGCCGGACAGACAAGCCCCUGAAGCACCAGGCCACUGUACCCCAGACUCUGGAGAGCAGCUUACGACAGUGGGGGCUAAAGGAUGAGGCCCAGAUUGCAGCCAUCCAUGCCCAGAUAAAGCAGAAGGCAGAGGCAGCCAUGAAGGCCUUCAUGGAUAUGGAAGCUGGACUGUCAGCUGAGCAAAGAGGUGGUCGCCGAGCACAAACUGACAUCAUUGGUGUGGAUUUUCUCCUAAGCUCAGAGGAGCAUGUGCUACAGCUGGUGGCCCUGGAGAUGAACUCACAGCUGUGCCUGGAGACCUGCUCUGUCUUUGAGUCCAUGGGCCGAGUGGUGGGGGCUCCAGCGGGCGAGGCAGCACGGCCCCUGGUGGAGACGAUGAUGCGUCGUGCACAGUGCCACCUGAUGGAGGGCAAACACGUGUUGGUCAUUGGGGCCGGCGGAGUCAGCAAAAAGUUCGUCUGGGAGGCAGCCAGGGACUACGGGCUAAAAAUCCACCUGGUGGAAUCCGACCCCAACCACUUUGCCUCCCAGCUGGUGCAGACCUUCAUCCACUAUGACACCACAGACCACAAGAAGGAUGAAGAGCAUGCCCAGCGCCUGCUGGGGCUUGUGCAGGAGCGGGGCCUGCACCUGGAUGGCUGUCUGUCCUACUGGGAUGACUGCAUGGUCCUGACGGCACUGGUGUGCGAAGGGCUGGGCUUGCGCUGCAGCUCCCCAACGGCCAUGCGGGUGGCCAAGCAGAAGAGCCGCACUCACCUGCACUUGCUGCGGCGGCGCAAGGAGGGGGCUCGCUGGCCCUCAGCAGCCCUCUAUGCCGUGCCCUGCUGCCACCUGGAGAGCCAUGCGGAUGUGGAGCGAGCCGCGAGCCACAUCAGCUUUCCAGGGGUCAUGAAGCUAGAGUAUGGGGCAGGGGCUGUGGGGGUAAAGCUGGUGGAGGAUGCCCAGCAGUGCCACCUGCACUUUGACAAGAUCUCCAGGGACCUGCAGGAUGACUCGGACCAUCCAGGCAUCGGGCUGGGCUGGGGCAACACCAUGCUGUUGAUGGAGUACGUCUCUGGCACAGAACAUGACGUGGAUCUGGUGAUGUACGAAGGGCGGAUGCUGGGGGCAUUUGUGUCUGAUAACGGGCCCACCCGGGUGCCCAACUUCACCGAGACGGCAGCCUGCAUGCCCACAUGUCUGCCCCCUGACCGUGAGGCACAACUCAUCCGCGCUGCUUACCAGUGCUGCUUAGGCUGUGGCCUCACCGACGGUGUCUUCAACGUGGAGCUCAAGCUGACAGCGGCUGGCCCCAAGCUCAUUGAGAUCAACCCCCGCAUGGGUGGGUUCUACCUCCGCGACUGGAUCCAGGAGAUCUAUGGGGUAGACAUCAUGCUGGCCUCUGUCAUGGUUGCCUGUGGGGUGGCCCCGCUGUUGCCUGCUCGCUCUCGUCCUCGCACGCACCUGGUGGGAGUGAUGUGCUUGGUGUCGCAGCACUUGCAGGCCCUCAAGUCUACGGCCAGCCUGGAGACGCUCCAGGCCCUGCACGAGCGUGGCGUCAUCCGCCUCAACCUGCUUGAUGACGAGCUCGUGUCCAGCGAGUAUGAGGAGCCCUACUGCAACGUGGCUUGUGCUAGCUGUAGCCGCCGCGAGGCCUGCCUCAAGCUGCUAGGCAUCUGCCAGGUGCUGGGCAUCGACUCGCAGCACUACCCCGUUGCCCACUUCCUCUCGCACUUCAAAUAGCCUCGGAGAUAUGGCUCCCUCCAUCUGGAGCUGAGCUUGGGCCCACUCCAGAGAGGGAACCUUGCAGCCCCCCCUCCUAAAUUAUCCUUCCCUUGCUCCCAACUCACCACUGGGGUUUGCAUUAUGACACAUUGACACCCUGUUUCCUACAGUCUUUUUCAAGUGGCUGCCGUCUCCCUCAGGAAGGAGUGUGGCACCAUCUGGUGCCAUCUCUGGUAAGUGCCACGCCCACACCACCCACACUCUUGAAUGGGCUCACGGCCUCCUUUGGUGGGGGGGAUCCUAUUAACAGCAGAGUCCUGCCCUUCUUUGCCCCUUUAUGUGAAGUCAUCUCUCUUUCCCUUGAUUAGCAGUUCUGAUUAAUUCUCCCACCCACACCUUGGUUCCUGCAUUGUUCCUCCCCACCAUCAUAAACAGAGGCCUCUUCAUCUUCCCUUCUUUCCACUGGGGAAAAAGCUGUAGGUUCCUGGCCGGGGCGUCCCUUGGAGAGAACCUAUCUCAUGCUUCCAGAGUCGGGAAGAAAAGGGAUUGGGUCAGAUUUUUGCAGUCUCCAUCAGCCGAUACUUCACCAGUAAUCUUACCGUGAGCACCAGUUUUUUCCUACUGAAACCCCUGUAUGCAGACUUCAUCCAGUUACAGGAAAGUCCCCCAAACACCUCUGCCAAGCCUACUGUAACAAAAGGACCAUGUGCAAGCCUACAGUAACAUGUUUACAGAGCAGUAGAAUGUAAGAGAUUAACAAGCUAGUUUUGCUGGCUCAGCCCCUGCAAACCCCUGCCAUAACAUCCUAGCGCCGCGUGAUCUUUUUGGGAACUAAUGAGCAUGCACAACUCUGUGCUCAUAAAAUGACCAUAAAAAAAUAAGAAGGCGGCAAAUAGAGCAGCUUGGUGGCAAUCUCUGACAUGUCUGCCUAAAGCCGAGAGAAGCCACCAACCAAGUUCUCAGUGCUUUCAAGAGAACCUGCUGUAACAAUCUCCCUAUCCCUACAGUGUACCAAGAAACCAUAUAGUAGGAUAUUACUGUGAUAGCACUUCCAGGAACUCAACAGUAAUCCAUCAGCAUUUGAGUCUCUCCAGUGAAAGAUCACAGCACCAGCAGUUUUGACUUACCUUAAAAUAAUCAGCCUGCCAGUGGAACCCCUUCCAGUGCCCCUGAAGACCCUAUACUACUAAGAAACCAUAGUGCCAGCAUUCCUGAGUGUUUCUGCAAUUGCAAGCCACAACCUUCCACCACUCUGAAUUAUGAUGAAGUAAUAUUGCUUUGUGCAUAGUUAGUAUCCCCAAAUAAGUAAUACCAAAAUCCUACCAGCAUCCCUGAAGUCUAAAACCAGCAUAAAGAAAAAGCAAAAACAGUUUCAACUGGCAUGGUGCAAAAGCAUCUGUCUGUUUAAUACACUGGUGGGGAAUUGUGACCCUUUGGAUGUUGUUGGAUUACAACUUCCAUCAGCCCCAGCCAACAUGGCCAGUGGUCAGGGAAGAUGGGAGUUGUAGUCCAACAACAUCUGAAGGGCCACAGGUCUGCCUGACUUGUUUAAUAGCUCACAGGCGUCCUACUGCUUCUGUGGAAAAAAAGGAAAGUUGCAGGAUGGAGCACCUGAAGGGUCUGGGAUGACAUUCCAGAGCAUGUGAGGCUUAAAAUGGCAGGCAUCUUGAUCCCAAUGGGGGAGAGGGGAAGCAGGAAUUGGGAGCUUUAGGACGCCCAUGAUUGGGUGACUAACAGCAGGACCAUUAGUUAAGUGUGCCCUCCUAACAUGGGUUGGUGACCCUGCCUGCCUAUCCUUCCACCACGUCUGUAACCAGGCAGGCAUAGUAGUUCCUCCCCACAAUAAAAUGCCAUGUAAAAACA
Rhineura floridana is the source of this 5095-nucleotide messenger RNA. RefSeq names its product carnosine synthase 1 (gene CARNS1). Gene Ontology annotation, biological process: carnosine biosynthetic process. The record is from RefSeq and is a predicted model, not a curated record. The transcript has 10 exons. Gene Ontology annotation, molecular function: ATP hydrolysis activity; carnosine synthase activity; ATP binding. Bases 395 to 3250 code for a protein of 951 amino acids. NCBI's taxonomy places the organism in Eukaryota, Metazoa, Chordata, Lepidosauria, Squamata, Rhineuridae.